Carlito syrichta (Philippine tarsier) is the source of this 2146-nucleotide messenger RNA. Its product is annotated as UDP-glucose:glycoprotein glucosyltransferase 2-like. Gene Ontology annotation, molecular function: UDP-glucose:glycoprotein glucosyltransferase activity. The annotation marks the transcript as partial. The transcript has 17 exons. NCBI's taxonomy places the organism in Eukaryota, Metazoa, Chordata, Mammalia, Primates, Tarsiidae. Gene Ontology annotation, cellular component: endoplasmic reticulum. The record is from RefSeq and is a predicted model, not a curated record.
UUCUUAGGACCUUUACAUGAAGGUAUCUAUGCAGAAGAUUUUUACUUGUUGGAAAGGAUAACAUUUAGUAAUUUGGUAGAAAAAAUUACAGACAUUGUUGCAAAUAUGGAAAUUGACACAAAGAACAUGAGUGACCUUGUUAUGAAAAUCGAUGCCCUUGUGUCCUCUUUGCCUAAGCGUGCAUCUCGUUAUGAUGUUACAUUUCUUAAAGAGAAUCACAGCAUUAUAAAGAUGAAUCCUCAAGAGAAUGAUAUGAUCUUUGAAGUUAUUGCUAUUGUUGAUCCACUCACAAGAGAAGCACAGAAGAUGGCACAGUUGUUGGUUGUACUUGGCAAGAUUAUCAACAUGAAGAUAAAAUUGUUCAUGAACUGUAGGGAUAAGCUUUCAGAAGCCCCUUUAGAGAGCUUUUACCGUUUUGUUCUGGAACCAGAACUGAUAUUAGGGGCUAAUGAUAUGUCUUCUCUUGGACCAGUGGCAAAAUUCUUGGAUAUUCCUGAAUCACCCCUCCUAACCCUCAACAUGAUUACUCCAGAAGGCUGGUUGGUUGAAAUAGUACACAGCAACUGUGAUCUUGAUAAUAUUCACUUAAAGGAUAUUGAGAAAACUGUUACAGCAGAAUAUGAACUAGAAUAUCUACUACUCGAAGGACAUUGUUUUGAUACAAGGACAGAACAACCUCCUCGGGGUCUGCAGUUUACACUAGGCACAAAAAAUAAACCUGUUAUGUUUGAUACAAUAGUGAUGGUCAAUCUUGGAUAUUUUCAAUUAAAAGCAAACCCAGGAACUUGGAUAUUAAAGUUACGCCAAGGAAGAUCUGAAGAUAUUUAUCAAAUAGUUGGGCAUGAAGGAACGGAUUCUCAACCAGACCUACAACAUGUCAUUGUUGUAUUAAACAGCUUCAAAAGCAAUAUACUGGAAGUACAAGUGCACAAAAAACCAGACAAAAUUAAGGAAGAUAUCCUUUCCGAUAAAGAUGAAAGAAAAGGGAUAUGGGAUUCCAUUAAAAGUUUCACACUGAGGUUGCAUGAAGAAGACAAAAAGGAAAAAGAUGUCCUAAACAUUUUUUCAGUUGCUUCUGGCCUUUUAUACGAACGAUUUUUAAGGAUUAUGAUGCUUUCUGUUUUACGUAACACCAAAACACCAGUGAAAUUCUGGUUUCUAAAAAAUUAUCUCUCACCAACAUUUAAAGAAGUAAUUCCUCACAUGGCUAAGGAAUAUGGAUUCCAAUAUGAACUAGUUCAAUAUAAAUGGCCCCAUUGGCUUCAUCAACAGACUGAAAAACAAAGGAUUAUUUGGGGUUACAAAAUUCUUUUUCUUGAUGUCCUUUUUCCAUUAGCAGUGGACAAAAUCAUUUUUGUUGAUGCUGACCAGAUUGUGAGACAUGACCUAAAAGAACUCCGAGAUUUUGAUCUGGAUGGAGCUCCUUAUGGGUACACUCCGUUUUGUGAUAGCCGCACUGAUAUGGAUGGUUAUCGUUUUUGGAAAACAGGAUACUGGGCAUCACAUCUUUCAAGAAGAAAAUACCAUAUCAGUGCCUUAUAUGUAGUGGAUCUCAAGAAGUUCAGGAGAAUUGCAGCAGGUGACAGGCUCAGGGGCCAGUACCAAGUUCUCAGUCAAGAUCCCAACAGUCUUUCAAACCUAGAUCAGGAUCUUCCCAAUAACAUGAUUUACCAAGUUGCCAUUAAGUCUCUUCCUCAAGACUGGCUGUGGUGUGAAACCUGGUGUGAUGAUGAAUCCAAACAAAGAGCCAAAACAAUUGAUCUGUGUAAUAAUCCCAAAACAAAAGAACCCAAACUAAAAGCUGCUGCCAGGAUUGUCCCAGAAUGGGUGGAGUAUGAUACGGAGAUAAAGCAACUAUUAGAUCAUCUUGAAAAUGAGAAGAAAAAUGCAAUUUUGACACAUGAUGAACUCUAGCACUGUUUACGUGAGAAGGAAACGUGGAUGCAUGACAAGGAAUCUGCUGCCUGCUGGGGACAUGUGGAACCAAUGCUGAGACUUUUUGAAGUUUUGUUAAGAUCAGUGACAUAUUCUUCAAUUUUUAAAAAAUCUUAAUUAUUUAAGAGACAUGUGCUUAAUGUAUUGAAUGAGUCUAAGUUAUAUUUAAGUACUUAAAUAUAAAUAUAAAAUAAAUAUAUUCGAGUAUUUA